This is a messenger RNA of Zootoca vivipara (common lizard), 5062 nucleotides long. It is a transcript of the gene LENG8, whose product is annotated as leukocyte receptor cluster member 8. The record is from RefSeq and is a predicted model, not a curated record. NCBI's taxonomy places the organism in Eukaryota, Metazoa, Chordata, Lepidosauria, Squamata, Lacertidae. Gene Ontology annotation, cellular component: nucleus.
AGGAAGAAAAGGCAGACGGAGGAGGAGACGGAGACGGCAGCGGGCGCCAUUUUGGAAAAGCGAGAGACUCCUUCUCCGGCUUUUCUGCCUCCGCUUGCCAGCGCGGAGACCCAGCGGUCUUGCAGCCCUUCCCGCUUCUCGCUGCGGCGCCGGAAGGAAAACAACGACGACAAGAAAAACCCCGAAAAGCCACCCCACUUCGCCUCCCGUCAGCAGCGGCGAGGCCAAGAGAGCCGCUUCCACCCUUUAUUUUUCCCUCCGCCCUGUUAGGCUGAGUGGAGAGAGGAAGAGGGGGGAGGGGGCGAGACCCGGAUGAGGGAAGAAGCGGCCGACUGAGGGAGGCAGGACGAGGCCGAGCAGAGUCGGGGAGAGCGGGGGCGAGGUUGGGCAGGCCGGGAGGGGGCACAAGGGCAGGGGUGGUCUCUUUCGCCAGGGAAAGGAGGGCGGCGUUGGUGGAGACUUGGGUGGGGCGGGGUAGGAGAGAAAAUACUAUUAACUUGGGGUACAGUUUUUAAAAAAAACAGCCGGGGGUACACAGGAUAUUAGACCCCGGGGUUGGGGCGGCAAGGAGGGCGCAUCGACCUCUGCAGACCACAGCUCCUCUUACUGGGAGGGGGCUUCAGAGGGAGAUUCCCUGACCUUUCGCUCUUGAGGAUUUUGGCUUUUCGGGGGCCUCGUUUCCUGCCCCCUCCUCUCGCCCUGUGCUGGGCGCCCUAGAAGUGGGCGUCGAGGGUGCCCAAGGGGCGUCCCCAGGUGGCGGCGGUGCCUCGAGUGGGAUGUUCAUCUCGCCCAGUUAACUUCCUUUGUUUGGCCCCUACUUGUGGAAAAGAAGACGAAGAAAGGGGGGCGGCAGUCGCUCCAAGAGAAGGCCGCCGCCUGAGAUUCUCCCGGGCGAAGGGUUGGUUUCGGCUGUCGGCUCCACGGACCUGAGGAUGGCUGCCAAUCUAGGCGACCAGCGUGCCUCGGAAUGGGCUCCCCAGUACAAUCUGGGCAACGGGAGCAGCAGAGAGAAUGGAAUGGAAGGCCCCAUGCAUGAGAACCCCGAAUGGGAGAAGGCCCGUCAAGCACUAGCUAGCAUUAGUAAGGCCAGUGCUGCUGCUGCCUCUGGCAAUAACAAAGGUUCCAGCAAUGGACAGGCUAAUGCACAGUAUGCAGCCCAACAAGGAGAAUCCUUGCAGCAGCAGCAACAGCAACAGCAGCAGUACUAUCAGUGGUAUCAGCAGUACAACUACCUCUACCCCUAUAAUUACUAUUACCCUAUGAAUGUCUAUCCUGGGUAUGGCUCUCCUGGACAAUACGGUGUCCCAGGUUCUUACUCGUCCACAGCAUCCCAGCAACCACCAGUUCCUGGACAGCAUCAGGGAAACAUGAACCAGCCUCCAGUCCCAGGCAUGGAAGAUGGAGGGAUGUCCUACCCAGGCCAACAGCAACAGAUGCAAGUCCCCAAUCCCCCGCAGUCCCCUAUGCAACAUCCCAGCCAUCCUUCACAACAUAGCAACCACCCCAUGGGCUCUGGGGGGCAGCAACAACAGGGGGGGCCUCCUGGAGGGCCGCACUGCCAGCAAAACCAGUCACCAAACCAGUACAACCAGCAGCAGCAUUCCUACCAGGAUGCCGCCAAGCCCAAGAAAGGACACCAGCUGUGGAACCGCAUGAAACAAGCACCUGGGUCUGGUGGUCUGAAAUUCAACCUACCAAAACGCCCCUUUGUGGUAACAAAUCAGAACUUCAACUCCUCAGAGCAACAGCAGCAACAACAACACAGCAACUUUGGUUCCCAGCAGAAUUCUGAGAAACGCCACAAUCACAGUUCUUCAACGGGGAAGCCAGAAGACUGGCCACCAGACAUGAAGGAGUACGUCCAACGCUGCUUCACUGCCUGUGAGUCGGAAGAGGACAAAGACCGCACUGAGAAGCUGCUCAAGGAAGUUCUACAAGCUAGGCUGCAAGAUGGCACUGCCUAUACAAUUGACUGGAGCAGAGAGCCACUUCCAGGCUUGGGCCGAGACAGCAUGGCUGAAAGCCCCAAGAAGAAACAGCAGCGCUGGGAGGUGUCUUCUCUCCACUCACCACGAAACUCCAUGCAGUCCAGCCUUUCCCAGCAGCAGCAGCAACAACAGCAACAGCAACAACAGCAGCAGCAACAGCAGCAGCAGCAGCAGCAGCGAAGUGGUGGUGGCAACUCUCAACCACAGCGUGGAGGAGGUGGCGGAGGAACGGGGGCUGGUCGUACUCGUGGAAAUGGCUUCCCCACCAAGUUCGGAAACCGCAAUGUCUUCAUGAAGGAUAACAGUUCAUCCUCAAGCGUUGAUUCACGUUCCAGGUCACGUUCCUCGUCACGGUCUCCCAGCCGCCACUUCCGACGGAGUGAUUCUGAUUCAGACAGUUCCUAUUCAGGCACUGAGUGUCGCUUGGGUGGCCGCAGGAACACCCAGAAGAACCGGGGCCGCGGAGGCCACAUGGAACGAGGCCGGAUGAGAGGUCAGCGGGGGAAAAGGCAUGAUCAGGGCCCUUCCAAGCGCAACCGGAAGCGCAACACCAUGGACUAUGAAGAUCCUGAGAAAGAGUUCAAGAAGGAGCGGCGGGCAGCCCGCUUCCAGCAUGCAAGCCUUUUCAAAAAACUGCGCCUGGAGCCCCUCAUUUUGCAGAUCAAUAGCCUUGACAGCACUGGCUCUGAUGGACUCGACUGGAACGAACUGAAAAUUGUGGGCACCUGCCAGGAGAUCACCAAACAUUACCUGCGUCUCACUUGUGCACCGGACCCCUCUACUGUCCGGCCUGUGUCUGUGCUUAAAAAAUCAUUGACCAUGGUGAAAUCUCACUGGAAAGAGAAGCAAGAUUAUGCCUAUGCUUGUGAACAGAUGAAAUCCAUACGGCAAGAUCUCACUGUUCAGGGAAUUCGUACAGAAUUCACUGUGGAGGUCUAUGAAACCCAUGCCAGGAUAGCACUGGAGAAGGGUGACCAUGAGGAGUUCAACCAGUGCCAGACACAGCUGAAGUCACUCUAUGCGGAGAACCUCCCUGGGAAUGUUGGAGAAUUCACUGCUUACCGCAUCCUCUAUUACAUUUUCACAAAAAACUCAGGGGACAUCACUACAGAGCUGGCGUAUUUGACGAAAGAGAUGAAAGCGGACCCCUGUGUGGCACAUGCGCUCGCCUUGCGGGCUGCCUGGGCCUUGUCCAACUACCACCGCUUCUUCUGCCUGUACCGACAAGCACCCUGUAUGUCCGGCUACCUCAUUGACAAGUUUGCUGAGCGAGAGAGGAAAUCGGCCCUCAAAGCCAUGAUCAAAACUUUCCGCCCGGUGCUUCCAGUCUCCUACGUUGUGUCAGAGCUGGCCUUCGAGAGCGAGGAGGAGUGCCAAGCCUUCCUCGCAGCUCUGUCCCUUGUGUAUACUAGUCCCGACGCCACCAAGAUUGACUGCAAGCAGAGCUUGGCGGUCCUGGCCAAUUUCUGAAAGUAUAAGGCCCACUUCCCCGCCCUGCCCCGUUUUUAACCUAUGUACAUAUGUAUAUAUAUUUAUACAUAUAUAAAACCAGAUUCAGUUGGCUGCUGUGGGCAUGCCGGAACCUAGUUGUGCCGCGCCUCUCCCGCUGUCCACGCCACACACGGAGAGAAGAGGGGUAAGAUCCAAGGACAUCGGAUGGCGUCUGAGACCACCAGGAACGGAGAAGAGCAGAGAGUUCAGUCUAAUGAUUGUGUUUUUUGCCAGCAGUGGGGUAGGGAGGUGCUGGGGAAUACGUGAGCAUCAGUUUACGAUCAUCUGUUGUUUUUCUUCCCCUCGUGUCAAGAUGCAUGAGAAACCAUAGCUGCAAGACCCCAUCCAUCACUCAUUGGUCAGAAAUGGCUGAGAUAAAGGGUUGGGGAAAGAAACAGGGAUCUCUAAGUGAAUCACUGGGAGAUGCGGAAUUAACUGCUGUCUCCUUGUGUUGCCGUCCCUUCACGCUCACAAGAGUGUUCAGGAAGUUAGAAUGAUUUCUCCCUAAGCUACAGGGGGACCCCCUUUGUCCAGAUUUUUCUAAAACCACACGAGUAUCUUUCCAGAGGCGUAAUUUCAUCUAGAUUCCACCUGGGAAAACACUUGAGAAGUCAGCGGUACAUGAGAACUAACGGUUCCCUUGUGUAAAUAUGUGGAAUGAUGAUUUUGUACAGAAGCUACAAGUUGUAAAUAAUGCUAGGAAAACUCUUUGUUUUCUAAGAGGAAAAAAAGAAUCUGUGCUUUUCUACUUUUAUAAUGAUGAGUUUAACAGAUGGUUUUCUCUGAAGAUGAAAAAUCCAGGUUGUUUUGUGUGCGCAUUUUGUGUUCUCCAUUGUGCUCCUCAAAAACUAACGCUGUCUCAGUUUUUUCCUCUUCCGAGCUACGGCCUGGCUCCAAAAGAGCAUGAGAGGGAGAAAUGAGAGAUGCCACCUCUCCAGCCGAUCAAAAAACCAGCCUGAGGGGGAUGAGCAAAGCAAAGCCUGCCUUGGCGUGUUUCCUACCAGUUUCAGUGACUUUUUCCUGUGCAGAGAAUGCAAAAGACUUACUUGUAAAUUGCACCUCAUUGUGGAUGUGGCGACAUAAAGAGAAUCAAAUCAAGGCAGUAAGAAGGAACCACAGAGGAAUUGAAUCAACACACAAGAUGAUCCUUGCAAUCUCCUCCUUUUCUAUUGUGUUCUGGAGUUGUCAUGCUCAGGUUUUUUUAAAAAAAAUUAUUUAUUUAUUUUUUCUCCCUCUGUCCUCAGUUCUUUACAGGUAAACUCAGAAAACGCACCACCCCAUUUCCACUUUUCUUCCUUUACAUUGUUUCAAUUUUGUUUAAAGUUUUGAAAGAUUGUCCAAUUGUUUCUCUCCCUUCCCCAUUUCUCUCUCUCCCCCUUCUUUCCCACCCUUAGUCUCUAGCCUUCUCAUAAUCCCUUCCCCACCCUCUCCUUUUCUCCUUUGCUCUAAUUCUUCUUUUCUUUCUCUCUUUAUUUUUUGAACAUGUGUAAUUUUGGGAUGUUUUGGCUUGGGCUGGAUUUUUCAAAGAUUCCUUUUUCCUUUACAGAAACCUCUGAAUCUUUUUCCAACUGAUUAAAAGCAAA